AGCUAUACCAGCCCAAGCUCCUGGUGCACCUCAGAGAUGGCGACUGCAAUCCGGCUGCUGGGACGGCGAGUUUCCAGUUGGAAACUGCGGCCAUCACCGUCGCCCCUCGCUGUCCCGCGGCGGGCCCACUCGAUAUUGCCUGUGGACGAUGAUAUCAACGGGCUAAAUGAGGAGCAGAAGCAGCUUCGUCAUACUAUAUCUAAGUUCCUUCAAGAGAACCUGGCCCCCAAGGCCCAAGAGAUUGAUCAAACCAAUGACUUCAAGAACCUGAGAGAGUUCUGGAAACAGCUGGGGAGCCUGGGAGUACUGGGCAUCACAGCCCCCGUUCAGUAUGGUGGCUCUGGCCUGGGCUACCUAGAACAUGUGUUGGUGAUGGAAGAGAUUUCCCGGGCUUCGGGAGCAGUGGGGCUCAGCUACGGUGCUCACUCCAACCUCUGCGUCAACCAGAUUGUUCGCAAUGGGAAUGAGGCACAGAAAGAGAGAUACCUUCCCAAGCUCAUCAGUGGUGAGUUCAUCGGAGCCCUGGCCAUGAGUGAACCCAAUGCUGGCUCUGAUGUUGUCUCCAUGAAGCUAAAAGCAGAAAAGAAAGGAGAUCACUAUGUUCUGAAUGGCAACAAGUUCUGGAUCACCAAUGGCCCUGAUGCUGAUAUCCUAGUCGUGUAUGCCAAGACAGAUUUGACCGCUGUGCCAGCUUCUCGGGGCAUCACAGCCUUCAUUGUGGAGAAGGGUAUGCCUGGUUUUAGUACCUCCAAGAAGCUUGACAAGCUGGGUAUGAGGGGCUCCAACACCUGCGAGCUGGUCUUUGAAGACUGCAAGGUUCCUGCUGCUAACGUCCUGAGCCAGGAGAGUAAGGGGGUCUACGUAUUGAUGAGCGGGCUGGACCUAGAGCGCCUGGUGCUAGCAGGUGGGCCCCUUGGGAUCAUGCAGGCUGUCCUGGACCACACUAUUCCCUACUUGCAUGUGAGGGAAGCCUUUGGCCAGAAGAUCGGCCAAUUCCAGCUGAUGCAGGGAAAGAUGGCCGACAUGUACACCCGCCUCAUGGCAAGUCGACAGUACGUCUACAAUGUCGCCAAAGCCUGUGACGAGGGCCACAUCAUUCCCAAGGACUGUGCCGGUGUGAUUCUGUAUGCAGCUGAGUGUGCCACACAGGUAGCCCUGGACGGCAUUCAAUGUCUAGGUGGAAAUGGCUACAUCAAUGACUUCCCCAUGGGCCGCUUUCUACGAGAUGCCAAACUGUACGAGAUCGGAGCUGGGACCAGUGAAGUGAGGCGGUUAGUCAUUGGCCGAGCUUUCAAUGCAGACUUCCGCUAGCUCCCUGCGGCCCAUCGCCCCCUGGUCCCAGCACCGAGAGGCCUUUCUUUGGAAGCAGAGAUGUGGCAGCCCUCUGACCUGUCUAAGGAAGCUCUGCUGCUCAGCUGCCCUUCUCUGCCAGCCCUCUGCCCUGUGUGAAGUCGGAUUCUCCAGCCGUGCCGGGCAGUCUGUCAGGAAAGCCUAAAAUGACGACUUUGGCUUUUUUGGGGCUGGGGGGAGGGUGGCAGUGUCUGUGCCAUUGCUUUCUACUUCUGAAUGUGGUGACCUCGCUCGCCCUCUGGGUAGCGUCUGACAGGUACCCAGCUCCUUUUCUUGGGCAAGCCUCUGGCAGGGUGCCCUUUCUGUUCAAGCGUAACAGAGGCAUUACCUCUUUCAGUUGUCAGAUACUUGUGGUCUCUUUUUCUUGAGGAAAAGGCAAAAGCCAUGUCCUUCUUAGCUGUUUCUCCAAGAGCUAGACAGCUCCAGAAUGCCUAUGGCAGACCCAUGAAGGGCAGAGUCCACAGUCCAGGCAAGACAACACAGAAGUUCGGCUCCCUCCGUGUACCUGAGUCUGUCUGCAUCACUCUGUCACAGGCUAGCACUGGGCCUGCUCAUGUGACCUUCUGCAGCUGACUGGCCAGCAGACGCAGGUCCUGUGGCCCAGCCCAGGUUGCCUGGCUCCCCUCCAGCCUCUGUAUAUUUCUCUAGACAGCCUGUGGCUAAUUUUAUUACGACUGCACAGUGUCUGAUGCCAUUUUGUAUUAAAUAUACUGCAAGGUAGACCCUUCUGCACCCAAAGCAGUGUUCUGCAGGAGAAGCAAGCCACUUGCUAUGGUCCUGUCUGUAUCCAGAGAAUGUCCUUGAAGCGGCCUGCCCUUCAGUUUACCCUUUGGGAAUGGGACAGGAGGCCAGAAUAGGAAGUCUCAGACCCAAAUCUCCUGGUGACUUUUCUUCUUCUUGUGUGUGAAAUUGUACCUAGGCUGUGCUAGGCAGGCCCUGCACCACUGAGUCAGCUCCUUACCGUACCAACUUCUCCAUGGUUUUAUUUUAGUCUCCCUGUAGCCGAGACUAGCUUUGAACUGAGACCCUGAACAGUAGAUCUGCCCCUAUCUGGAGUGCUGGGAUUACAGGCAACACCCUGUGCUUUUUCUUAAAGGAAGGGGGGAGGAAGUGGGGGGGGGGUGUCAAGUGUGGAAAGACAGGAGCAGAGUCUUAAGUUUCUGGAGGAUUUUGAGAGUUUUUGGGGGGUUUUGCUUUUGAUUCAGAGUCUAACCUGUAACUCAGAACCCUCCUGCCUCUGCCUCCUGACUGCCAAAAUUAUAUGCAUGAACCACCACAGCUGGCAUAUCUCUGAGUUUUGUUUCAUUUGUCUAGCUAUAAUAGCCCAGGCUGGCCUUGGACUCAAAGAUCCUCCUCCGCCUCCCUAGUUCUGAGAUUAAAGGCACGGGCAACCACCACACCCAGCUCAAACUCUGCAAGGCUGUUUUGUUCUUUUAAUCCUUGACUUUUUCAAGGUCAGAAUUGGAGCUAGGAUCCUGAUGGGCUAGCAGCAGGAACAUCCCAACCUUGGGCCUCCCAACCUUGGGCCGUCACAAAUAACGCCCAGGCCGUGGAUUACCACAUUCAUGUGAGUUCCCAAAAAUAAAGACUUUUUUUCCUGGC
This is a messenger RNA of Mus caroli (Ryukyu mouse), 2952 nucleotides long. RefSeq names its product isovaleryl-CoA dehydrogenase (gene Ivd). Gene Ontology annotation, molecular function: 3-methylbutanoyl-CoA dehydrogenase activity; flavin adenine dinucleotide binding. The record is from RefSeq and is a predicted model, not a curated record. Gene Ontology annotation, cellular component: mitochondrion. Gene Ontology annotation, biological process: L-leucine catabolic process. Lineage: Eukaryota; Metazoa; Chordata; Mammalia; Rodentia; Muridae.